Molecule: messenger RNA, 1089 nt
Organism: Talaromyces marneffei
Lineage: Eukaryota; Fungi; Ascomycota; Eurotiomycetes; Eurotiales; Trichocomaceae
Exons: 3
Coding region: 1-1089 (362 amino acids)
Source: RefSeq, a predicted model, not a curated record
AUGCCACUCUCAAUGGGCCUCCACUCCCUUCCGGGCGGUGCAGCAUCAAUGGUUGACCCUUAUUUUCCUUCCACUCCAGGAAUGGAUGGGUUUUCUCGACAUGGAACUUCAUCUUCCCAGCCUUCAUACUUCAGAGGCGCAGUCCCUGUUCCUGUGAUCUACCAACAAAGUGGAAGUCGUGGGUUUCCAAAUUCCCAAACAUUUACAGACAUAGACGUCAACAGCCGGCCCAUGACGCAGGGCACUCCAAUGGACUAUCAGGCCUACUAUGCCCAACCGGCCAAUUCGUCAAGCCAUAGGCGAUAUUCCAGCGCUUAUGUUGCUCAGGCUCCUAUUGGGCGACCACCACGCCAUGUCUCAGUACAUUCCGAACGGGAUACGACUAGAAUCUCCCCAGAUGAGUACAUGCAUGAUGUCAACUCUCCUCGAUCCUAUAACCCCCGCGAGUGCCUGGUAGAGACCGGCCGAUCCCGUCACGGCGACAGGUCCGGCAAGGCAAGUAAUGUAAAGUAUCAUUCGCAAAGACGUCCAUCCAACCGCGACGAAUUCGAUGGACCACAUCAACUUCUUGAGCCGCCAUCACCAAAGACCAUAGCAGCUCAGGAACGGGAGUUACCCCCACUCCCUACUAAUCUCGAUGUCUCAGAGCAAGACCGUAUUUUGAAUGAGGUUAAUGAUCGCCUCGCUCAAUGUGCAUUUGACUUUGUCGCAAAAUACCAAUUUCCAAUCCCCAUUGAACCGGAUAAAAGACAGGUGAGGGUAUCAGCAGACCGAGAAUGGACCGAAUGGGUUUAUUUGUUGAAGAGAUUGGCCACCAAGCGUCGGAUUCCUGCCCGGGUACUUCAUAAUGGCCAGAUCAAACAGCUUGUUACCGUUUUGGAGAAUUCCCUGGAGAUGCGUCAUGCCGCAAAGCAUCAAUCCAGGCCAGUAAAGGAUGACCGGAAUGUAUUACAACUUAUCUCCGCUGGAACCCAGGUUGCUAAGAUCCUCAAGGAUGCCACUGCCAUGGAAUAUUUGGACCGUCUUUACCAGGAAACCGAGCGAAGGGUCAAGGAACGACAGAGCCGUCGUGUGAAAUUUGCUUCUUGA